Meleagris gallopavo (turkey) is the source of this 1287-nucleotide messenger RNA. Its product is annotated as E3 ubiquitin-protein ligase RNF13-like. Gene Ontology annotation, cellular component: nucleus. The record is from RefSeq and is a predicted model, not a curated record. Gene Ontology annotation, molecular function: zinc ion binding; ubiquitin protein ligase activity. Gene Ontology annotation, biological process: ubiquitin-dependent protein catabolic process. NCBI's taxonomy places the organism in Eukaryota, Metazoa, Chordata, Aves, Galliformes, Phasianidae.
GCAAGUUGUGUCCUGGGAACCUCCAAACCUAAGGAAAACCAACAGAAGCCUCCAGGGCAGAAACUGAUCUCCAUCCUACUGUGGCUCUGAGUCAUGGCACAGUGGUAACACCCAGUGGGAUAAUUCCUCUGUGACUGUCCCUUACAUUCCUUCUUUGGUACCAGCCUGGAAAUCUGCUUUCAGAGCUACUCGGCUACAUUCAGCAUGAGUCUUCAUCUCCAGCUUCUUUGCCUUGUGGCUGCCACCUUCAUCUACGAGGUUGCCAUUGCAGAAGCCUUUGGGCUCGUGGCUUACAACGACAGCUCCGAAUGCGUUGUGUAUAAAGCCCUGCCCGCGUGCUUUGGGCCGCAGCUGCCAGCAGAAGGGCUGGUGGGACAUUUGGUAAGGGCAGUACCACCCAACGCCUGCCAUACGAAGCUGAAUCCCCCAGCACCAAGGAAGGUCUCUGAGAAAUACAUUGUGCUCAUCCAGGGGUGUGAUUGCCCUUAUGCUGAGAAGGUCCUUCGUGCCCAGCAGGCCGGGUACCAGGCUGCAGUGGUGUACAACGUGGAUUCAGAGGAGCUGAUAUCCAUGAUGUCCGAUGACAAAGAAAUCCAGCAGCAGAUUGAAAUACCAUCACUCUUCACUGGAGAAUCUGUCUCCCUUCACUUGCAAAAGACUUUGCAAUGUGAGAAAGCGGUGUACGUCAGACUUAUACCGCCCAAAUACAAUCUAUGUCUGCACCAAAGCGGUGAGAAAAUGCUGCAGAGCGCUCGCAUCUUGUCGAAGUUUAGAGACAUGCUCUACAUCAUUAUUGCCAUGAUCUCAGCUAUGGUUGGCAUAAAUUGGUGGAGGAAUGCUCACAAGAUCAAGCUCUACACAUACAGGCAGGGUGACAAAUAUGAGAUCUGCGUGAUCUGCAUGUCUGAGUACAAGGAAGGGGAUCUCCUGAAGAUCCUGCCCUGUUCCCACACCUACCACCACCUCUGCAUUGACACCUGGUUUGACACCCAGAGCAGGAAGAAGACCUGUCCCUUCUGCAAGCAGCAGGUGAACCUCUGCAGGCAAGCAGACCUGCUGCGGCAGAGGAGUGAGGAUGGGGCUGAAGAGGAGAUUGAGGAGGAGCAGGGUCAUGAUGAUGACACAUUCAGAGAUUAUUAUGAAGAUGAGUGUGUAGAAGAGGAGGGAGAUAAUGAAAGCAUAAAUGGAAUGAGAAGGUUUUGAUUCCCUGUAUGACAUCACCACCUGAGCUGUGAGUGGGAUAAGUUAUCAUUAAACCAAGCAAAGCUUUUCCUGUGCUUUCCCUAA